AUGCAAACAAACGGUAACUUCACCGAUUUAAUACUCUCCACAGGUGAAGAAAAUUGUUCACUAAUAAUUCAUGUUUUUUUCUCUUUCCAGGUAAGUUCAACCAGCGCUGCCCUUGGCUUGGAUUAUGGAAAUGCUGCUGUAAGUGAUGACGUGCUAACGCUAGCUUUGAAUCAGAAUCAACAACUUUUCCGCUCACAGAAUCCUGGACUUGCUGCCACAAAUGCCGCGGCCGCCGCUGCUGCUGCGGCAGCUGCCACAUCGGCUGCGCCACCUGGCGCACCGAACGGCACAAUGCAACCGCAGCAGAUGGCGCAAAUGGCCGCUUCACAGCAGUUUUUGGCCGCACAACAGAAUGCCGCCUAUGCUGCGCAACAAGCAGCUCCCUACGUCAUCAAUCCAGGGCAAGAUGCCGCACCCUAUAUGGGCUUGAUAACAGCACAAAUGCCACAGUAUUACGGUGUACAGUGGGGCAUGUACCCCAGCAAUCUCAUACCACAACAGGGCACACAGCCGCGACGGCCGUUGACGCCAUCGCAACAGGGCGCUGAGAAUCAGUCCUAUCAGGUUAUACCGGCAUUUUUCGAUCAGAGUGGUUCGCUGGUGAUGGGACCACGUACAGGCACACCGAUGCGCCUCGUUAGCCCAGCACCGGUGCUGGUGCCACCAGGAGCGACACGCGCCGGCCCACCGCCGCCGCAAGGCCCACCACAACUAUAUCCGCCUCAACCGCAGACGGCACAACAGAACUUGUACUCACAACAGAAUGGUUCGAGUGUUGGAGGACUCGCCUUGAACACCAACUCGCUGAGCGGUCGCCGCGAUUCGUUUGAUCGCAAUACAUCCGCCUUCAGUCCAUCGGCAGUUGAUUACAACAACAGCAGCAGCACCAGCACACUACAAGCCGCUGCAGCUGCAGCCGCCGCUGCCGCCGCCGCACGCGGCAAAUGGCCCGCCGCUGUGACCAACAGUUAUGGUGCAUUGGGCGCCACCGCCUCGGCUAGUCCGAUUGGCACGGCCAUUACACCACCACCGCCGCAAUCAUGCCUUGUUACAAAUCGUGCACCUGGCGCCGAAAGCAAAUAUCGCCAGCAAAUGGCAGUUGGUGCUGUUGGCCUACCACCAUCCGCCGUUGCACAACAAGUCGCCGCUGCGGCUGGCAGUAUGUUUAGUUCAAGUAGUUCACUCUUCUCAAAACUGGCUAUGCCGGGUGGUGCUGCUGCUGCCGCAGCUGCAGCCGCCGCCGCUGCUUCCACACGUCAUGCAGCUGCUACUGCCGCUGGCCUAAGUGCAUCUGCAGCUGCUGCUGCUGCAGCCGCCGCCGCUGCUUCCACACGUCAUGCAGCUGCUACUGCCGCUGGCCUAAGUGCAUCUGCAGCUGCUGCUGCUGCAGCCGCCGCCGCUGCUGCCGCAGUAGCUGGUCCACUACAACCCGGACGUUCACGUCUCCUUGAAGACUUCCGUAAUCAACGCUAUCCAAAUUUGCAGUUACGUGAUUUGGCUAAUCACAUUGUCGAGUUCUCACAGGAUCAGCAUGGUUCACGCUUUAUACAACAGAAAUUGGAACGCGCCACCGCUGCAGAGAAACAGUUGGUCUUCAGCGAGAUCUUAGGUUCGGCUUUUAGCUUGAUGACCGACGUUUUUGGUAACUACGUCAUACAGAAGUUCUUCGAGUUUGGCACACCGGAGCAGAAAAACACUUUGGGUAUGCAGGUGAAGGGGCAUGUGUUGCAACUAGCUUUGCAAAUGUAUGGUUGUCGUGUUAUACAAAAGGCGCUGGAGAGCAUCUCCGCCGAGCAGCAGCAAGAGAUUGUGCGCGAAUUGGAUGGCAAUGUUUUGAAAUGUGUCAAGGACCAAAAUGGUAAUCAUGUGGUACAAAAAUGUAUCGAAUGCGUUGAUCCCUCGGCGCUGCAGUUCGUCAUAAAUGCAUUCAAAGGUCAAAUAUACACACUAAGCACACAUCCAUAUGGCUGUCGUGUCAUACAACGCAUACUGGAGCAUUGUACUGCCGAGCAGACGCAGCCAAUACUCGAUGAAUUGCAUGAGCACACCGAGCAGCUGAUACAGGAUCAAUAUGGCAACUAUGUUAUACAACAUGUGCUGGAACACGGCAAACCCGAGGACAAAUCAAUACUGAUCGCCAGCGUGCGUGGAAAGGUUUUGGUAUUGUCGCAGCAUAAAUUCGCCUCAAAUGUUGUGGAGAAGUGUGUCACGCAUGCCACACGCGGUGAGCGCACCGGACUUAUCGAUGAAGUGUGCACAUUCAAUGACAAUGCUUUGCACGUCAUGAUGAAGGAUCAGUAUGCCAACUAUGUGGUACAGAAAAUGAUCGAUGUCUCGGAGCCGACCCAACUGAAGAAACUUAUGAAUAAGAUACGCCCACAUAUGGCCGCAUUACGCAAGUACACCUAUGGCAAGCAUAUUAAUGCCAAGCUGGAAAAGUAUUUCAUGAAGACAGCCAAUCCGAUAACAACAACAGCCGCAAGCUCGUCGAUCGUCGCCACCAGCAUCGCACCCUUAACAACAUCGGCUUGCAGCACAGCAUCUGGCCUAACCAUUACCACGCCCACAAGCAGCGUGACUACCGGCCUCACAGUCGGCACACCCAUAAUGAUACAAGAGAAUGGCAUUAAUGUCACACCGGUGGGCCAGACAUCGCCAGCAGCAUCAUCAUGCACCGUCUCGACCAACAGCAGCAGCGCUACCUCUGUGGUGACUGCCGUCAAUAGCGGCCUGGGACCCAUUGGUCCACCCACCGCAAACGGUGUGGCAUUGUAAAGCGCGCUUUGUAUAUUAAAUAAAGCAAUGAAAUGAAUGCUUGCUGUACAAGUGUGGCGGAAUUUCAAUAGAAAUAUGUUGGAGCGUCAUGCAGAAGGCACACAGUUUUAUUAGUUUAUAGCAAUAAGUAGCAGCAUUAUAGAGCAUAAAGCAGAAAUUGAUUAUAAUUUGAAUGUGUAACUUAGUUUUAAGAUAUGCUGUGUUUUUCGCGAUUUUAUUUAGAUUUUAAAUUUUCCAAAAACCACACACACACACACACUUUAGAGUGCAACAAAGUAGAAGAAAAAUGCAAAAAAGUAUAUCGUGUUGAAAAAUAACAGUUUAAACGGUCGGUAAAUGCAAAGAAACCAGUAAGAUUAAACACAAGAAUCUCGUUGAGUAAAAAAGAGUAAAAAAAAGGAGCAUUGCGUUAGCUAUGCAGCUCGUAUUUUUAUAAUAUAUUGAAAGCUAAAAACGUUUCGUAAGCGUGAAAAGUGGAAAUAAGGCCAAA
Molecule: messenger RNA, 3265 nt
Organism: Bactrocera latifrons
Lineage: Eukaryota; Metazoa; Arthropoda; Insecta; Diptera; Tephritidae
Gene: pum
Product: maternal protein pumilio
Exons: 8
Coding region: 1-2775 (924 amino acids)
Biological process (GO): post-transcriptional regulation of gene expression
Cellular component (GO): cytoplasm; nucleus
Molecular function (GO): mRNA 3'-UTR binding
Source: RefSeq, a predicted model, not a curated record